This is a messenger RNA of Rosa rugosa (rugosa rose), 1269 nucleotides long. Its product is annotated as protodermal factor 1. Bases 57 to 1040 code for a protein of 327 amino acids. Lineage: Eukaryota; Viridiplantae; Streptophyta; Magnoliopsida; Rosales; Rosaceae. The transcript has 3 exons. The record is from RefSeq and is a predicted model, not a curated record.
UACACCAAUCCUUUCUCUUUCUCUGCAGACCCAUUUAGAGCCUCUCUCCAACUCUCAUGGGUUCUCUUCAGGUUUUCAUUUCUACAGCAGCAUUACUAGUUCUGGUUUUGGCAGCCAUUGAUGGAGCUCAAGCAAAUACCGUGGUCAGUGGCACAGUCUUCUGUGACCAAUGCAAAGAUGGUGAAAGGUCCCUCUUUGAUUAUCCAAUCUAUGGAAUUAAAGUACAAGUGGCAUGUAGUGACAGUAAUGGCCAAGUAACAUUGUCAAGGGAGGAGACUACCAACUGGUUUGGGAACUAUGCUAUGCAAUUUGACGGGACACCAGAUUUGAGCGGCUGUUAUGCCAAGGUUUUAAGCUCAGGGCAAGGCUCAUGUGGGAUUCCUGCUGGCCCUGCUCAGAGUCUUAAACUUGUGUUUACGAUGUUUGGCAUGGGAAUGUAUGCUGUGGACUCUUUGCUCACUCAGCCUGCUCAGCCUAUGUCAUUUUGCCCAAAGUCAUCUAAUCCUGUGCCUGCUCCUGUAACACCGGCACCGCCUAGACAAGUAACGCCAGCCAGUCCUCCACCUUUCAGGCUUCCCCCAAUUGCUCCAUUGCCGCCGAUGCCUCACUUGCCACCAUUGCCUCCACUGCCACCGCUACCACCAAUGCCACCAGUGCCCUUCUUGGAACUCACAGCAUGCCCACAUCAGAGUUGGACAAGGCCAGAGUACAAAUGCUACUGGAGGGCAGUGAAUCCAGACACAAAGGUAGCUGUUGUUUUCGGAUUGCUUGCAGCAAGAAGAUAUGGGACUGACCUAACAUUGUGGCACGGCCUACAGGGAAGAGGAGACCCUUAUAGGACUCUCCUAAGGGAAGGCAUCACUGCCUUUCUCAACUCCUACAACAGUCUUCAAUUUCCUUACAAUACCAUUGCUGUUGUGCAGCAUAUGAAUUCGGGAUUGAUGGGUUCCGAGAGGAAUGUCCUCUAUACAGCCUUGAGGUUCAUCAGGGCUAAUUCAGGCUAUGGCAAAGUCACCUGCAAAUUUACUUCUUGCAAGUGAUCAUAUAUGUUUGUUUGUCAUUCUUAGUAGGCUAUAUUUACAUGAGACUAUACUUAUCGAUGUCUAGUAAAAUAACAUUUUCAUACAGCUUCUAUUUAAUUUGAAUUUAUGAUAUGUUAAAUCGAAUCUUAUUUAUAAAAUAGUAGUUUGAUCUAUCAAAAUAUGAGUUCCUAUUUAUCUUAAUAUAUAUAAUAAAGAAAUAUGAGUUCUUAAUGCCUAUUUAUAGAAA